Peronospora matthiolae is the source of this 1551-nucleotide messenger RNA. The record is from the annotation of a GenBank genome assembly. NCBI's taxonomy places the organism in Eukaryota, Oomycota, Peronosporomycetes, Peronosporales, Peronosporaceae.
AUGCGAUGCGCGAGCAAGGCCGCCGAGAGCGCGUCUGCACGUCUCUGUGCGGACGCCGAAGCAGAAACAACAGCAACUGAUGUCCCAUCGGUUGCUGAAGCGACCCAGCCUGUGUCACUUGGUGAUGCAGGCGCUGGUCAUGAAGACACUCGUGUCUUCACAGAGUACGAGCUCGGUGUCUCAUACUUUCCUGAUACGGAUGACGGAUCCGUAUCGACGGCGAUUGAAUCUAAGCCGCCUGCCAUGCGUGGCAUGGAUGAUGCUUUGCGUCGUAGCAUCUUUGGUUCAUCUGAUGAAUCAGAUGAACCAUCGCCGAAGCGAAGGCGCUCGAGGUCGCGAGACUCGGGCGCUAAUAGUGGUGUCAGUUCUCCUAUGGACACCACUUCACAGCGAGGUGCCAGUACUUCUGUCGGCACGUCGCAGGAAGAGCGGGACCGCAAUGUGAUCCAUCACCUUGACCCCAGUGCGAAAAACUAUCGCGCUGAGAAUGAAUUCUUCAUCGAUGCUUUCUUUAGACAUCGAUGGUACGGUGGGAAUCACAAACGUGAUGGUCCCUCACUGCUUCAGGCGUGGAACGCCUACAUCCAUAACCUCGAGGAUGUAGGUCGUGACGCUUGGAACUACAAACUUAUCAAAGCUCGUGAUAAGUUUGAAAAGCGAACCCCGACAGGUGCACGCUACAAGCUGCAUCGUCUGUCAAGGGAGAAAGGAUUGCCCUGCCUCUCUUGGGGAGACUCGUGCCCAUGUUGUGUGAACAACUCUGCACGAGCACCUAAGGAGGCUUACCUCUUUAAUAGCCCGUGGUGGCGCGUACGUAUCUCUACUAAGAUGUACGAAGGGAUUGACAACCUCAAAUCCCUUUACGGUCGUGACGGGAAGACUUUCUCUGGCGGUCCUUCUACAGCACAGGAUGUGCCGCGUCACACUGCUCAACCAGACCCAGUACGUCGAUCAUCAGUUGGGAGCGGGGCUCCCAAGAAUCCCAGGACGGGGGAUAGCCGCGCCAUCGGACGAGAUAACUCGUCCGACGUCCGUUCACGUCGCGGUGGUUCAACAGCUGCUCAACUAGAUAGCGCUGGACACCGCGAGAGUCCUCUAAUGGAGGUGGAGGAGGAGGAAAGACGCUCUCCACACGAUCGUAGGAAUCCGUGUGUUCCCGAGAGCUUCUUUGAUCGCGUAACGCAAGGGUUACGCGACGAUCUCGAACAUGAGCGGAAUAGGCGUCUCCAAAUGGCGGACACUGCCUCGAAGCAUCGAGCUGAGUUUGCCUUUGCUCAGCUUGAGAACGAGAGAUCUCUGACAUCUCUGCGUGACGAGCUAAGGGUAGCUCGUGGGAUUGCUGAUCGGUCUCGGGAUGAGAUAGCUGCUCUCCAGACCCUUGUUGAUGCCCACCCCAUCGGGAGCACAAGGCUCUCUGCGAGAUGCUUGAGCGCAAGGGCGUUCUUCAUCGGAAGAAACAGCGUACUGAUGGUACGGCUUAAGCUGACAAACGUAAAACGUGGGAUGCGUCUGCAUCUUACGUGGCAGCUCGACCGUGUAUGCAUUGCCUAG